CUAUGUGUCAAGAGUUGUCCAAUUGCUCCAAUUGUGCAAGCAAAUACAGGUGUCAUGCUGUUGAAACCAAGUGCAAGCAGCAUUGAUCUAGAACAAAUCCACAUACAGACGCAUGGACGCCGGUGAAGGUGGUUAGCUGAAGACUUUUGGCAUAUUGAACCAAUGAAGCUCUACCCGAAUGAGAUUCACUUCUCACAUGACUCUAUCUCUCAACGUUUUUCCUGCGGCAGAUUGAUUGAAGACACAUACCGACAACUGCGGGACGGUGACAUUCACGUGUCUGUCAUUCCACGAAUGACGGUGGCUUGGGUUGACGGCAAAUGGUUUGCAUGGAAUGGCAAUCGUCGUUUGUGGACUUUCCGCAUGCUUGCGAAGAAGGGAAAGCUGCGAAAGAUAGCAGUCGAUACCACAGAUGAACCUAUACCCCGGAGACGGUUCACCACGCAGGAUGGUGGAAUAGGUGUUGAGGUUCGGGGACGGAGUGAUUUGAAUUUGUUGGGCCCCCAGUUGUGGGCGCGACUCCGCGAUAAGUCAACGCAACAAUCAUUCGUUGAUUCUGUUGUGGCUGCUGGGCUUGAAUGCUUGGCUCUUCAUCCUUCCGAGUCGGGGUAUUUCUUUUCUACUGAAGGUGGAUCUUGGAAGUAUCGUCAUAUCCCAGAAGAUGCUUCGAGUGCUUUGUCAGAAAGUGAAGCCGAUCCGCAGUAUGUUGCUCUGGGAGACAACGAACGCUUCUUUAUAGAAUUUGAAAACGGGGCACGGGUUUGGCAGGCUGCCAAAGCUUUCGGCAAGGCCGUAAAGAGAGCAGAUGAUGUGUAUGCAGUGGCAUUCGGUCCGGAUGACGGCUGGUGGGUAAAUACUUCGGACGGAUCGUAUUGGGAGGGCUUGCCCAACGCUUUGUCCAAGAAGUUGCGGCGUGCGGACGAAAGUGCUGAAUUUGUAUCUCUAAGCGCAUCAGGUGGCUGGUUUGUGCGUUUCCCUGAGGAAGGUUGGAGCUACAGGGGAAUCGACAGCGUUUGCCACGAGAAAGUGCAGGAGGAAGAAGGCAGAGGCCGAAGUCCAACACGCAUCACCUUUGGUGGGGACGAUGACUGGGUUGUUCAAUUUCACUAACCAAAUCAUCACUCGUCACUCACCUAGAUUCGGCUCCAGCCCUCUCAGGCGAACGCACUUCGGGAAAAGAGCGUGCCAACCUGCACCAAGAGCCUGUCCAUGUUUAUAAACUCUGAGAGUGAGACGAGG
This is a messenger RNA of Durusdinium trenchii, 1239 nucleotides long. Lineage: Eukaryota; Dinophyceae; Suessiales; Symbiodiniaceae. The record is from the annotation of a GenBank genome assembly.